Lucilia cuprina (Australian sheep blowfly) is the source of this 5096-nucleotide messenger RNA. RefSeq names its product ATP-binding cassette sub-family C member 4 (gene Cftr). Gene Ontology annotation, cellular component: membrane. The record is from RefSeq and is a predicted model, not a curated record. The transcript is spliced from 13 exons. Gene Ontology annotation, biological process: transmembrane transport. The coding region runs from base 503 to 4618 and encodes 1371 amino acids. NCBI's taxonomy places the organism in Eukaryota, Metazoa, Arthropoda, Insecta, Diptera, Calliphoridae. Gene Ontology annotation, molecular function: ATP hydrolysis activity; ATP binding; ABC-type transporter activity.
GUUUUGCAAAUCAGUUGCGUCUGGUGUGUUUACGGAAAAUGUUGUGUUCGCUGGCUGGGUGGGAAUUUGGCGGUAGAAAUUAGUAGCGUGCUUGUAAUUAAUAUUAUUAAUGUGACUGGUUGACUUGACUCUCGUCAUAGUGUUUAAUAUAAAAAUAACCUGUUGGGCGGAUAAAGGAAAAUAAUUGUAGUUUUCGAGAGAAAAAUGUGAAAAGAAAAAAAUCAAUUGAAAACAAAAAGUUUUAUACAACAUUCAAUUUAACUAGUUAAACUAUUAUUUUAUUAAAUUAACUAGAAUCUACAUAUUAAAAGUUUUUCCUUUGAAAUUCCAUUACACAAUUUUAGUUAUACAAAAGAAAAAAACAAGAAAAUAUAAAGAAUAAAAAAAAAACAACAACAUAUGAGUUAAAAAUUCGGUCACAUAAAUGCUACGUAUCGUAUUGAAUCGAGAGUUGUUGUGUUUGGUGUUUGUUCAUUAAGUUCUUUUUAGAAUUUAAAACAUUAUGGAUAGCUCACAGAAACCACAAAAAGAAAAUCCACGCAGAUAUGCUAAUAUAUUGUCACAAUUAAUUUUUGGUUGGUCUAUACCUUUAUUGUAUAAAGGUUCACGUAAGGGUCUUAAUACGGAAGAUUUAACAAAAUGUUUACCCGAAGAUUAUUCCGAGGAGCUGGGAGAUGAAUUAGAAAGACACUGGUAUAAAGAAGUAGAAAAUGCACGCUCUAAAAAUCGUCAGCCUCUAUUGCGUAAUGCUAUACUUAAGACCUUUUGGCGUUCAGCUAUUGUUGAUGGUUUAAUAAGUCUUAUUUAUAUUGUCAUCAAAUCUCUUAUACCCGCAGUCUUGGCUCAAUUAUUGCUGCAAUUUCAAAAGCCCAUCAAUAGUAUAACCAAUACAUUUGAUACACAGUUGUCUUAUGAUAAUUUGACGGGGCAUCGUAGUACACGUUCUAUUGGAGAUAUUUCAAUUAAUAACAACAAUGAGGGCAACAGUUUAAAUGCUUUAGAUAUCAAUGGAAAACCUUCGAAUAGUGAAAUCGGCAAUACUUUGGGUCCAGUUAGUAAUCAGACAUUUGCUGAAGGUUUUACAGAUGGCAUACAAGCUAUAUGGUACGAUGUUAACUCUUUGGGUGCUAUAUUAGUGUUAUCCACACUGCUGGGAUGUUUUCUAAUACAUCAUGUGGAUUUAAGGCAAAGAUUAAUGGGUGCACGCAUGCGCAUUGCCUGUUGUUCGUUAAUAUAUCGCAAGACAAUCAGUCUUUCCAUGAAAGCUGCUGGUCAAACGCCGGCUGGUUAUCUCAUCAAUCUGUUAUCUAAUGAUGUCAAUCGUUUGGAUUAUGGUUUCAUUUUUGUGCACUGGAUAUGGAUUAUGCCUUUACAGGCUGUUCUUAUUUGUUAUUUAAUAUCACUUAAAAUUGGUCUGGCUGCAGUGGUAGGUGUAGUGGGAUUACUGCUAAAAACUAUACCCGUUCAGACAGGUCUCAGUAAAUUGGCCUCUAAAUUGCGCAUGAAAAUAGCCGAACGAACCGAUGCUAGAGUGGGCAUAAUGAAUGAGCUGGUGCAAGGUAUACAGGUUAUAAAAAUGUAUGCCUGGGAGAAACCAUUUCAGAAUGUUGUGAAAGAGGCUCGACGUAAAGAAAUCAAACAGAUUCGUUAUGCUUCCUAUUUGCGUGGUUUCUAUUUAAGUACCAUGGUCUUUACAGAACGUUCUACGCUAUAUAUUACCAUUGCUGCUGCUGUUCUUAUGGGAAACAUGAUUUCCGCCGAUAUAGUAUUUUCGGCAGCAGGUUAUUACAAUAUCUUACAAUUGGUGGCCGCCAUUUGGUAUCCAUUGGCUGUGUCAUUUGGUGCUGAAGCUUUAGUAUCACUAACACGUAUACAAACAUAUCUGCAGCAGGAAGGUUGUGAUGAUAAACCGGCUGCUAUUACGUAUAAAAGUAAUAAUGAGGGCGAUAAAGAAGCUGUGGUACUUAAACAGGUGGGCGCAAAUUGGGAUCUUGCGAAGCCUAAUAAAACGUUGGAGGAUAUUAAUUUAGUUAUACCCAAAGGACAACUGUGUGCUGUUAUAGGGCCAGUGGGAGCGGGAAAGAGUUCUAUAAUACAACUUAUUUUGGGAGAACUUCCCAUAACAGAUGGUGAAGUAGUGGUUCAGGGUGAUUUAUCUUAUGCGGCCCAAGAACCUUGGCUUUUUACCGGUACCGUGCGUAAUAACAUUUUAUUUGGCGAAAAUUAUGAUCGCAAACGUUAUAGAGACGUCACUAGAUGUUGUGCCUUAUCCACCGAUUUUGAACAAUUACAAAAUGGUGAUAAAACCAUAGUGGGCGAAAGAGGAGCUUCUUUAUCGGGUGGUCAAAGAGCUCGCAUUAGUUUGGCUCGUGCUAUUUAUAAACCAGCAUCUGUUUAUCUAUUGGAUGAUCCCUUAAGUGCGGUAGAUGCCCAUGUGGGUCGUCAUUUAUUUGAUGAAGUUAUUGGUCCUAAGGGACGUUUAGCCGGUGAAAAGGCUACACGUAUUUUGGUUACCCAUCAAGUGCACUUUCUAACCGAAGCCGAUUGGAUUGUUAUUAUGGAAAAUGGUAAAAUUUCUCGGCAGGGUACAUACAACGAUUUGAUUUCUAGUGAAUUGGAUUUUGCCAAAUUACUGGAUCGUCCUAAACUGACAAAGGGAGACAGCAGUUCUGCUUCGGAAGAUCAAAUGACGUAUGAAGAUGAUGAUGAUAUACCCUUUAUGGAUGGGCAAUAUGAUGCUGGUUAUCAGCCCAUACGCAGAUCAAGUACAAGCUCGUUUUCAAGGAAAUCUGAUAGUUUAGAUCGUGAAGUAGUUGAUACCAAGGAAGCUGCCGAAGAGCAAGCUGAGGGUGGUGUUAGUGGUAGAGUUUGGAAGGAAUAUUUCAAUGCUGGUUGUUCUCUUAUGGGUUUUUGUUUUAUGGUCUUUGUUAUGAUAACAUCACAACUUGUGUGCAGUGGUUCGGACUUUUUUGUUAAUAUCUGGACGCAACAGGAAUAUUUACGUUCCACAAACCAGCCCACCGUUCUGACAACCUAUGAGUGUCUUUAUAUUUAUGGAGCUUUAAUAAUUGCUGUUGUGGUGAUGACUACUUUCCGUGGCUUUCUAUUCUUUAAAAUCUGCAUGCAUGCUUCCAAAGUGCUGCAUGAUCGCAUGUUCUGUUCGAUACUUAAUGCCACCAUGCGUUUCUUUGAUCAAAAUCCUUCGGGUCGUAUAUUGAAUCGUUUCUCGAAAGAUAUGGGUGCCAUAGAUGAAUUUUUACCAAAAGCUAUGAUGGAUUUCAUACAAAUAGCAUUGGUUAUGUUUGGCAUCCUAAUUGUGAUAUGUAUAGUUAAUCCCAUUUUAUUAUUGGCCAUAUUCAUAGUGGCCAUUAUUGAUAUGUUGAUAUUGAAGGUGUAUUUAAGACCUUCACAAGAUCUUAAACGUCUGGAGGGAAUAUGUCGUAGUCCUGUAUUUUCUCAUUUAUCGGCCACAUUAUCGGGUAUAGCCACGAUUAGAUCUCGUAAUUUACAGGAUACUGUUGCCAAAGAAUUUGACAAUUUACAAGAUGUUCACAGCAGUGUUUGGCAAUUGACCAUGGCUUCGAAUACAGCUUUGGGUUUGUGGUUAGAUUGUGUUAGCUGUUGUUUCUUAACCUCGGUUACUUUUAGUUUUAUACUUUUAAGUGGACAAACCUAUAGCGGUAACAUGGGUUUGGCUAUAUCACAGGCCAUGAUUCUCACCGGUAUGGUUCAAUAUGGUGUACGUCAAGUGGCUGAAUCUCUACAACAAAUGACCAGUGUAGAACGUGUACUACAAUACACUGAUCUGGAACAGGAAAGUACUGUAACAAAACUGCCUCCCUCAAAUUGGCCUACUCAUGGUCUUGUCGAAUUUCGUCACAUGUAUUGUCGUUAUGAUCCCAAUGGUGAACCUGUUUUAAAAGAUUUAAACAUUAUCAUACAACCUGCCUGGAAAGUGGGCAUUGUUGGUCGUACGGGUGCUGGUAAAUCAUCUUUAAUUGGUGUACUUUUCCGUUUGGCUUACAUAGAGGGUGGUAUUAUCAUAGAUGGCAUAGAUACGGGUGAUAUUACUUUAGAAUCUUUACGUUCGAAGAUUUCUAUUAUACCUCAAGAUCCGGUAUUGUUUUCGGCUACUAUACGUUAUAAUUUGGAUCCUUUUGAAAAGUAUUCCGAUGCAGAUAUAUGGAAAGCUUUAGAAGAUGUGGAAUUAAAAUCUGCAAUACCCGGUCUGGAUUUCAUGGUUACCGAACGUGGCAGUAAUUUCAGUGUGGGUCAACGUCAGCUAAUCUGUUUGGCCAGAGCUGUUUUGCGCAAUAAUAAAAUUUUAGUUUUAGAUGAAGCUACAGCCAAUGUAGAUCCACAAACUGAUGCUCUUAUACAACGAGCUAUACGUGUUAAAUUUAAACAUUGCACAGUACUUACCGUUGCCCAUCGUUUGCAAACCGUCAUGGAUUCAGAUCGUAUAUUGGUAAUGGACAAUGGUUGUGCUCGAGAAUUUGAUGUGCCUCAUUUAUUGUUAAAAAAUCCCAGUGGAGCUUUAAGACAAAUGGUUGAAGCUACCGGCAAUGAAGCUGAAAAUCUUAAAAAGAUGGCCAGUAAAGCUUAUAAAAGUACUUAGUAAAUAAGUAACAUAAAGUACUUAAUAUACAUAUAAGUACUUAUCAGAAGCAUUUAUACUCCAAAGAUGUUUUUAUAAGAAAAAAAAGCUUCAUUAAAUACAUGGCGAAUUUAUUUUACUAUUAUACUGGUACUUAGCCUAAAAUGUCCAUUUUAAUAAUAAUACUAAUAAUAAAUAAAGUAAUAGUUCAAACAAGAAUAUUUUUAUAACAAUCAUUAAUUAAAAGAAAGUUUUAUAUGUAUAUUAUUUUUUAUAACAUCAUUAUCAAAUAUUCUUAUAAUGUUAAAACACUUUCAACAACAUUUUAAUUUGUAUUUUUAAAUUUAAUUGGUUUAUAAUUGUUUACUAGUAUUUUUUUGCUUUUAAAAUAAGUUCAAAACAUAAGGGAAUGUAUAAUAAUUAUGAAAUAAGUUUUAUGUUAUUACUAAAUAACGUGUUCAAAAUUAAAUUAAAAAAAAAGAAAACUCAUACAAUCAUU